GACGACACGUUCCAAGUCAUCAAGAUGCUGCAGGGCCUCUCGGCCGCCUCCUCCUCCUCGUCCUCGUCCUCAAAAUCGAGCCUCGUGAACUCGACCGUCGUCUAGACACGGACAGCAUUCAUCCUUGUACAGAUGCCGACAAAGGUAGUAGGGUCAAAAGCGGGACCUCCCAAUUUCUCCAUUUUCAUGUCAAUCAAUUUGCUAAAAUAAGCAGCUUCCAGAAAAAGAAAUCAAUGGAGGCGACGGGGAAAGCGAAAUCCACGGUCAUCGACAGCAUCAUGCCGCCGCGGCUGGAAGACGCCGGCCUCGAGGACUGCGCGCUGCCGCCGGAAUCCAUUAGAGAGGCGUUUCUCAAGGCAGCCUCAGCCGUCAGAUCUAUCGUUUCGACCUCCGGCGACGAAGGCGGAUGCGUGGAAGAUCCAUGGGAAGAGUCCUCCGACGCCCUCGUCGGGAUAGCCGACGGCCUCGACGCGCCCUCCGAGGGGUGCGUCGUGGAGAAAGGCGGCGGAUCGACGGAGGCGGCGGGAGAUAGAGUGGCGGUCGGCGGCGAUGCGGAGGCGAAGGGGGAUGUGGUGGUGGCGCCCGGUGUGCCGGGUGGAGGGGAGGAGGCCUGCGUUGAUGGAUUGCAAGGGCUGGAAAUUGGGGAGAAGGGCAGGGGUAUUUUGGGGAAGAAAGAUGACGUGGCAGAUGAGGAGGAGGAGAAGGUUGCUGGUGGAGAUGAACUAAUCUUAGCUCAAGCCUCUGCUUGAAAAUUCAACCACUUUGCCUAGUUUUGUUGCUUUUUGUAAAUUUUGUAGUAUUUAGACUCUUAAUUAAUCGUUGUUUUAACUCUGA
Messenger RNA from Salvia miltiorrhiza (redroot sage), 834 nucleotides. RefSeq lists its product as uncharacterized. Lineage: Eukaryota; Viridiplantae; Streptophyta; Magnoliopsida; Lamiales; Lamiaceae. Bases 234 to 749 code for a protein of 171 amino acids. The record is from RefSeq and is a predicted model, not a curated record. The transcript is spliced from 2 exons.